Messenger RNA from Drosophila takahashii, 239 nucleotides. RefSeq lists its product as uncharacterized. The record is from RefSeq and is a predicted model, not a curated record. NCBI's taxonomy places the organism in Eukaryota, Metazoa, Arthropoda, Insecta, Diptera, Drosophilidae.
AUGUCAGCGCAAAAAUUAUUGUACAUUUGCCUGCUUUGCAUGAUGAUGGCUGCGGCGGCCUGGAGUUUGCCCAGUCAAUCCCUGAAUGUGACGAACACUUCCUCGGAGAGAAGGCAGCUGGUCAAGGACUUUGUGGCCAAAGUUCAGGAAUUGAUAAGCAUAUUGAUGAAGCAGUUGCUAAGCCUUUCAGCCACAAAAUAGGAUUUAAAUAAAUAUUUUUGUAUAUUUAAAAUUAAAUA